CACGCACAACACCUGAUCGAUCCAAGGCCCUGGCACUGCUCUGACUAGACUACGGCCCACUCAUCAUAGCCCUGUAGAACGAGCUGGUUCAGCUUACACAAUAUCGAAACCCGCUCAGAUACGUGCCAAAAAAGAGCAAGGGACGCACCGAAGAUGGCAGAAGCAUACAACUACGAAUUCUUCAAUGUCUCGAUUCCUUCAGAACACGUUGCACAUGUCGAGAUAAAUCGGCCGGAGAAGCUGAAUGCGUUCAAGGAGGUAAUGUGGCACAACCUGUCCGCACUAUUCGACAAGCUCUCAGUAGACCCCAACAUCCGUGCAGUGGUGCUUUCCGGUGCAGGUCGCGCUUUCACAGCAGGUCUGGACGUGCAAGCCGCGUCUGAGGGCGGCACAUUUGCACCCCCAACCGUCGAUGGCGCGCGCAAAGCCAAUGAGCUGCGGAGGCACAUCCUAGAGUUCCAGGACUGCAUUACGAGCCUAGAGAAGUGCGAGAAACCCGUCAUCUGCGUGCUGCAUGGCAUCUCGUUCGGUCUUGCGCUUGACAUGAGUCUGAGCUGCGACGUGCGCAUCUCAACACAAGACACCAAGUUCAGUGUCAAAGAAGUCGACAUUGGGCUUGCGGCUGAUAUCGGAACACUGAGCCGCCUACCGCACGCCGUCGGGAACAUGUCCUGGAUCAAAGAUGUCGCGCUCAGCGCGCGCGUCUUCGGAUCUGACGAAGCACUGCGCGUCGGGCUGGUGUCAAGAGUCGCUGCUGAUAAGAGUGCGGCGAUGAAAGAAGCACUCGACCUCGCCUCCCUCAUUGCCUCCAAAUCCCCCGUCGCCGUGCUCGGCACAAAGGAGAUCCUGAAUUACAGCCGCGACAAGACGGUGGCCGAGGGUCUGAACUACACGGCGGUGUGGAACGCGGCGAUGCUGCAGACUGAGGACGUCAAGGAGGCGAUGCUGAGCGGGAUGCAGAAGCGAGCGGUCAAGUUUGCGAAGCUGUAAGCGGCCGGAAUAGGGCAAACGAGGCAGGAAUGUGGUCGGACGAUGGACGCAGGGAAGACGUUCCGGGAACUUGAAGACAUAUGCGUCACAUGGAAGAUAAAGGAACAACAGGCUCGCUUCGCGCAC
Molecule: messenger RNA, 1116 nt
Organism: Didymella exigua CBS 183.55
Lineage: Eukaryota; Fungi; Ascomycota; Dothideomycetes; Pleosporales; Didymellaceae
Product: delta-delta-dienoyl-CoA isomerase mitochondrial precursor
Exons: 3
Coding region: 154-990 (278 amino acids)
Cellular component (GO): mitochondrion
Molecular function (GO): delta(3,5)-delta(2,4)-dienoyl-CoA isomerase activity
Source: RefSeq, a predicted model, not a curated record